GAAAAUAUUCGGAUGAAAAAGAAAAAAUAAAAGAAAAUGGGGUUUGGCAUCCUUCCACACCUAUGCUGUUCCUGCCGUUAGAUUUACCACGCGCCGUCCAUCCUUUUCUGAGGUUUUUGGGCCAUGAAGCCGUCCAUCAUUUUCUGAGCUGCGUUUGCUGGAUUUACGAACGGGGUUCCUCAGUCCUGCGUUUACUACUCAGCGAGAAGGGAACUUAAAAAUGUUGCCAAGAUGGAGCAGAGCUGUUACUCACUUCUCAAGGCUGGGUUCACAGUAUAACUUGAAUCUCAGAAAUGAAUUUUAUGUUAUUUCUCGCCAAAGCUAUGGCAGGGCUGCUGCAGCUGUGGCUCCAGAUAAAGCUAUUACUGUGGAAAAACUUCUCCCGAGUGAGUCAAUGGUAAAUCUGGACAAACUGUUUUGGUCUAAGCCAUGCUCAUUGGCUUUGGCCCCGGACUCCCCAUUAAGAAUUGAGGAGCCACAAUAUGCGGGAUUUAAACGUGCAAUCCUUAGGCUGAUGCUGUUUUAUAGCAAACAAAGCACGUCCAUUCGAGGAGCAAAUGUGGUAUAUAAGCGAAUCAUUUCACAAGUUGAUAAACCUGCCAUUUAUGAAGUAUUCAACUUGGAGAAAACCUUUAAGACAACAUUCUCUCUACUUGUACUUCAUAUGUGGCUUUGCUUACGCCGGUUGAAAGAAGACGGAAAGGAAGGGGUUGAAUUCGGGCAAUACAUAUAUGAGACUUACAAUCACGAUGUGGAACUUAGAGUAUCUAAGGCUGGGGUCAACUUAUUACUGACUAAAUGGAUGAAGGAUUUGGAGAAGAUAUUCUAUGGGAAUAUUGUUGCUUAUGAUGCUGCCGUGCUUCCGGAGGCUAGGCAGAAUGAGCUGCAAAAUGUGAUUUGGAGGAAUGUCUUUUCUGAUGAUGGUUCAUCACAACCAAAUGGUGAUGCAUCACGAGCAGUCCAGGCAAUGGCAAGAUAUAUUCGCCGGGAAGUUAGUUGCCUGUCCUUGACAGAUAAAGAAGCUGUGUUCUCUGGUAAUUUCAUGUUUACUUCAUUGAAGGGCGAGAAACCAAAAUCAGAGGCAUCCAUAUAAGAAUCCAUGUAGUCAUGUGCGAGUUUCCGUAGUUCGGAAGAAAAUUAGAAAAUUUUCAUUCAACAACAAAUCAUAAAGGCUUGUAAAACACGAGCACAAUAAAACCUUUGUAUAAUUAUCAAAAGCAAUGCCGUUAUUUUUUCAAUUGCCCGUCUUGAUGGUUUUAGCUUAUGUAAUUAUGCGUUGGUUGUGAAUGAUUAUCAAGAUAUUUGGUCGUUCGUUCCAUUUA
Prunus persica (peach) is the source of this 1322-nucleotide messenger RNA. Its product is annotated as ubiquinol-cytochrome-c reductase complex assembly factor 1. Gene Ontology annotation, biological process: mitochondrial respiratory chain complex III assembly. The transcript has 8 exons. Gene Ontology annotation, cellular component: mitochondrion. The coding region runs from base 221 to 1093 and encodes 290 amino acids. The record is from RefSeq and is a predicted model, not a curated record. Lineage: Eukaryota; Viridiplantae; Streptophyta; Magnoliopsida; Rosales; Rosaceae.